This is a messenger RNA of Daphnia magna, 5140 nucleotides long. RefSeq lists its product as uncharacterized. The record is from RefSeq and is a predicted model, not a curated record. Gene Ontology annotation, biological process: DNA integration. The annotation marks the transcript as partial. The transcript is spliced from 4 exons. Lineage: Eukaryota; Metazoa; Arthropoda; Branchiopoda; Diplostraca; Daphniidae. Gene Ontology annotation, molecular function: nucleic acid binding.
AUGGCGAGCGUGGCUACUCUCACGUCCAAGCGAGGUGGCAAUCGCGGUGCGGUCACUCGACUCAUCACCAAACUUUCCGACAUCAUCACCGAUGCUACCAUGGACAGAGACCGAAAAAUCUACGAACUCAACAAGAAGUUGGAAGAUCUUCACGACAAAAUAAAGGUAGUUGAAGCCGCAGAAGUAGCAGCAGCUGCUGCUGCCUCUGCGGCUGCAGCAGCAGCUGCCAAUCCAAAUCCUCCAGCACCUACAAUCACUCCAACCAUCAACGUGACCACUGCCACCGAUUCAAGUCAUCUCCCCAAGUUUAAUCUCCCUGAAUUUGGUGGAAAUAUUCUACUCUGGAAUGCGUUCUGGGACGUAUUCGAAGUGGAAGUUCAUCUCAAAAAGAGCUACUCCAAUGCUACUAAGUUCAACUUUCUUAACUCUCGUCUAUCCGGCGACGCAAAGGCGCUUCUUCUCGGCCUCGUGCCAACCAACGACAACUACACUGUCGCCAUCGAUCUACUCAAAAAGCGUUUUGGCCAGCCGGCGAAGAUCAUCAUGGCUCACAUGCGAGCGAAGUUCGUGGAUUCUCUGGAGUCGCACAUCCGUGGACUCGAAGCUCUGAACAAGACGCCAGAUUCAUAUGGCGAUCUGCUCGUCUGCAUCCUUCUCGACAAACUCUCAGCUGAUCUGCGUCGUAACCUGGCACGACAAAGUGACGCCGCUGAGUGGGACCUCGAUAUCCUUCGAAAGAGCCUGCUCAAAGAAAUCGAAAUUCUCGAAGACAGUGAAAGUUCAAUCUCCCACUCAUCGGCAUUAAAACCUCCCAAAAAGACAAACGUCAUGCUCUUGGGAGCAAAGCCAUCUACAAAAGAGUUUCCCCAUCGCAAGCUCUUUUUGUCCCUUUUGCACCGGAGAUCAUUGGCCCACCGACUGCGAUACAGCAAAAACUGUGGAAGAGCGGUACGACAUCGCAAAGGUAAAAAGCUCUGCUUUAACUGUUUAAGAAAGAUGCAUCAGGCAUCAUCCGAUUGCCCAUCCAAGUAUCGCUGUCGUGUAUGCAAUCGAGCUCAUCAUACCAGUCUGCACAAAGCCGAUCCUUCUAGAGUUACUGGCGCUACUAUUCUUUCUUGGUCUCCCCCAACGUCAGUGGUGUUAUCGGCCACAGACGUUGUAGAACAAAACUCUUUUGUAUUUUUGGAAACGGCAAUUGCCAAAGUUCAGUCACAAUUUGUUAAAUUGGAUGGCAACAUUUUAGUCGACAAAGGUGCUCAACGCACAUUCAUCACGUCAAAGCUGGCUAAAUUGUUGAAUCUACCACCUCUCAGACGUGAGAGUCUCGUUCUUUUCGGUUUCACUUCGUGCCGUGGAGUUGCCGAACACUACGACGUCGUACAAUUCUCUAUUAUCGAUCGUCAUGGAUCUCCCAUCGUUGUGCAAGCGAUCGUCAUUCCUCACAUCGUGGACCCUCUCUCCGAUCCACAUCGAGCCGAGUUGUUGUCUCUUCCCCAUCUGAAAAAGCUCAAGUUGGCACACCCAGUGUCGACAAAAUCAACUUUCGAGGUGGAUAUUCUAGUAGGUGCAGACACCUACUGGAAUAUCGUUGGUGAUCAGGUCAUCCGUGGAUCUGGCCCAACGGCCGUUGACUCAAAAAUCGGCUAUCUCAUCUCUGGACGUCUACAAUAUUCAGGUGAAAAAGUCGAGCAGAAAACUGUUGGUCUGCAUAUCUCGGUGGAAGAAGCACUCGACGUCACUAAAUUCUGGAAUCUUGAGACCCUGGGAAUCCAGCCGGAUCUGGAGUCAACAAAGACAACUGAGUUUUAUCAAAAGAAUUCAGUCGAGUUUCGUGAUGGAAAAUACGUCGCGAAGCUUCCUUGGAGUGAAAAUCAUCCGCCCCUCUCGUCCAAUCUACAAGUUUGCCAAAAGCGAACGAGAGGGACCGUCAACCGACUAGCAUCAAAAAAUCCAAAUGGACUCAAGCUCUACAGCAAAAUCAUUCUAGAACAGCUGGACCGAGGCUUCAUCGAGAAGGUUCCAUCUAGUGAAAUGAGCAAGCCAUCUCACUACAUACCUCACUUCGGAGUGUUUAAAGAGUCGGCUACUACACCCCUUCGUAUUGUCUACGAUUGUUCUUGCAAAACGUCAGCUGGAGUGAGUUUGAACGACUGCCUCGAAAUUGGCCCUCCACUACAGAACGUCAUGAUGGCUAUUCUUCUCCGUUUUCGCGCACACACAAUCGGCUUGACAGCCGACAUUGAAAAGGCGUUUCAUCAAGUUGGUCUACACGAGCAGGAUCGAGAUUUCGUGCGGUUCCUUUGGCUAAAGGACCCAUACGACUCAAAAUCGGAUUUCGAGUCGUACCGUUUCCGCGUGAUUCCGUUUGGUGCCAGCAGCUCGCCCUUCAUCCUCCUGUCAGUGAUCAAAAAACAUCUACAAGAUAGUUCAUCGCUACUAGCUGACGACAUCAAUCGCAACAUUUAUGUCGACAACCUCAUCUCAGGCUGUGAAACUUCCGAAGAUGCAGUGUCUUACUUUUCUGAAGCCAACAAUGUGUUAAAAAGUGCCGUGAGAGCAAAAAGUGAAGGAGUCGGCGACAAAUCUCAAGUCACUAAAGUCCUUGGCCUCGACUGGGAACGUGAGGAAGAUCGUCUUCACGUUCCCUGUGUUAAGCUCUCUCAUCUUUCACAUCCACAAACUUCGAAGCGGGAAGUGUUGCGUGGCAUCUCAGCUACCUACGACCCUCUUGGCUUCAUUACUCCCCUCACCAUUCCAGCAAGAAUGCUCAUCCAGGAAAUUUGGAAACUCAAGCUGGAUUGGGACGAUCCCAUUCCAUUUGAGCUGAUAGAAAGAUGGAAAGGAAUCGCAACUUCCAUCGAAGACUCAAAAACUUCUUUCAAUCGCUCUUACUUCAAGACUGGAGAAAUCAAAGAGCUCCAUGUUUUUGUUGAUGCAAGCCAACUGGCCUACGGGGCCGUCGCAUAUUUUUGCAAUGACGACUCCUCUUCGUUCGUGUUCUCCAAGUCUCGCGUCGCCCCGCUGAAAACGGAGAAAAAGUUACUAACCAUUCCGCAGACCGAGUUGAUGGCAGCUGUCAUCGGAACCCGUGUCGCGUCAGCCAUUCUCAGUGCUCUCCUUCCCCUAGGCCUCAAGCCAAACUGUUAUCUGUGGUUAGACAGUCAGAUUGUGCUCUACUGGAUCCAAAAAAUGGGAAAAAUCAAGUGUCAAUUCGUCCACAACCGAGUCGAGACCAUCCGCAGUUUCACUCGAGAUACUAAUGCUUCAUGGAACUACUGUCCCACCACUUGCAAUCCGGCGGAUCUUCUAUCUCGUGGUUCUACUCUCCGUCAGUUCCUCUCUUCCGACAUCUGGCUAACCGGACCUUCGUGGCUUCCAAAGAGAAGUGAAUGGCCGUCGUGGGAGGGAAACUGCGAACCAGCGGCAGUGUUUCACCUGUCAGUCAUCACUAGUGCAUCAGCAUCCAAUACACCACCCUCCCACGACGGAGGAAUUGGGAAGAUUCUCGACAUAUCGAGAUACAAGUUCUCUUAUCUCAUAAGAGUUACCGCGAUUGUCCGACGAUUCGUUGGAAAUAUCACGCUAAAAGACAAGUCUCGAGCAAGCUGGAAGUUAGGCUACAUCACUGUAUCCGAACUGCAAGAAGCAGAAAAGGUUUGGCUUCUUGCAGUUCAAAAAUCGUACUUUACUGAAGAAAUCAACUACUGCGUGAAGCCAACCGUAAAGCGUCCAGCUCUCGUUUCUCAACUGGAUCUUUUUAUCGGUCAAGAUGGCCUGUUGCGCUGCAACGGCCGUCUCUCCAAUUCUCAACUAAAGAAAGACGCAAAGCACCCUAUCCUGCUACCAAAGAAUUCUACUUUCUCCACUCUCGUCAUAGCCGCUCAUCACGCCCUGAUGAUGCACGGAGGAGUAAAAUUAACGGUGGCAUCAAUUCGCCAGCGCUAUUGGAUCCCGCAAAUCGUCCAAAGUGUCAAAAGGUGUUUAAAAAAGUGCGUUAACUGCAGCCGUGUAAGAGGACCCCCUUACACGGCUCCAAACCAUGCCCCACUUCCAGUGUCGCGUUCAUCAUAUUCUUUUCCAUUCACUGUGACCGGCAUCGAUUUCACGGGAGCGUUCACCAUACGAGGUCCCAAAGAAGCUCCAAAAGUAGACCGGACGGUCUACAUUCUACUGUUCACCUGUGCGUCUACUCGCGCUAUUCAUCUGGAAGUAGUCGAGGAUAUGACCACACUUUCCUUUCUGGACGCCUUCCGCUGCUUUGUCUCUCACCAUUCUCGCCCAGCUGUCAUCAUGUCAGACAACGCAAAAACUUUGAGAAAGGUGCUAAGCUUUUUCAGAAGAUUUUCCGCGAUCCAAUUGCUAUACGACAGCUCGACCAACAAAUCGAGUGGCGAUUCAUUCCCAAAAGGGGCACCGUGGUACGGUGGCUUUUGGGAAAGGCUGAUUGGCCUUGCAAAAAGUGCUCUUUCAAAAAUUCUCGGUCGUACCAAACCUACACUCAGUGCAUUUCGAGCCCUCGUCGCCGACGCUGAAGUAGUGCUGAACGAUCGCCCUCUUGAAAAUCCGUCGAGCAGCAUCGGCGACGAAGAGUCACUUUCUCCAGCUCAUCUGAUGUAUGGCCGACGGCUCAACACACUACCCUACAGCGAAGAAACAAACGAAGAAAAGUUUGAUGCAUCAUACGGCGAAAAACCGGACGAGCUGAAGAAAGCCAUCGCCCGCCAUCAGACUCUGCUUCAACAUUUCGAAAAACGUUUUCUGGCUUCCUAUCUCCCUGCUCUUCGCGAGUACCAUCAAGCAACGAAAAAGAAUAAUCCAACAGUCAUCAAAGAAAGAGAUGUUGUUCUCGUUCACGACGACAAACCACGAAAAGAUUGGAAAAUGGCUGUCGUCGAGAAGCUCAUUCGCAGUCAAGAUGGACAGAUCCGAGCUGCCGACAUCCGCACGGCAAACGGAAAAACUAAUCGCCCCAUCUCCAAGCUCUACCCACUACAGGUUGCUGAACCGUCGGACGAUCCGGCCGCAUCGUCCGACGGCCCACUUCGGAUCCAGCUCCGUCGUCGCCUUCUAGACCAACCCGAAAAUGUGCCGCCCAAACCAACGCAGCGAUCAAGAAAAUCUUCGAACAAGAAGACGCUGA